AUGACGACCUCCAUAUACGAACCAAUGAACGGAUUAGCCCCUCCUGGAGUUCAUCCAGUGGCCAUGUCCCGUCCCCAGGUCGGUAUUGAGCGCCUGCCGACACGGCGGAUGAGCAAUGAGCCGCGGGAAUCUAUGAACUGCAAGUCAUGCCGCAAGCGCAAGAUCAAGUGCAACAGGCUUCGGCCCUCUUGUGAAGCUUGCCAAGUCUUCCAAUGUCCAUGCAUAUACGAUGCUGUACCGAAAAAGCGUGGACCGAAAACGGAUGUGCUGGAAGCACUCUUGAAGAGAGUAGAUGGCCUGGAGGCCAAGUUGAAGGAGAAGAAUGCGGGAGAGAAGACCCCGACGACACCGACCACAGCAGGCAUCAAGGAAGAGGAGGCUGCCCGAGGAGAGACUGAGACCGAUGAUGACCCUAACCCCAAGCGCCCUGCAUUAGACACCAAGUUAGAUGCGGAUGAGUCGGCCGUCUACUCACCUGCCCCCGCAAGUGAACCGUCACCACCUGGUGUACAACCCGACGCUCUCUUGGACACCUACUUCUCAAGGUUCCAUUCCAAGCCCUACCACGUUCUUGACGAGUCUUCGGUCAGGCAAAGGCUGCAGUUGAACCAAUUGCCAAACUACUUGGUCCACGGCAUCUAUGCUGUUGCUGCGAGGUAUGAGAGGCGCGGAAUGACCUAUGAAAUCCCACUGACACGUCCAAUAAGGUACACACCUCACCCAAGUGGAUAUCAAUCAGCCGUUCAACUGAGCGAGGAGUUUGCCGCACGGGCAAGAGCCGAGAUUGACACAGAUGAACCUUCAGUAGAUGCCUUACAAGCACUUCUUCUGCUGGUCAUUGCUUUUACUGCCGCAGGCAAGGGAAAAAAGGCAUACAUGCUGAUGACCAAUGCAGUAGGGAUGGCGAUGGCACUCGAGACACACCGUGAGAUGGACAACAAUGCUCGCGUAACACCAGUUGAAAGAGAAAUGAGGAGGAGAUUGUUUUGGACAUGUUAUCUGCUGGACCGGUUUUUGGCUUGCGGAUCUAAGCGCCCCUCCCUCAUCGGGGACAAGACAAUUCUUCUCCGGCUGCCCUGCUGGUCACCGAACCCAUCAGCGCCACCUAUCGAUGGCGAAUUCUUCCAAUCCGGGUCCAACCUUCAGUUUCUCCAGGGCAGCGGGAAGAAGUCGCAGGGAAGUACAGGCAUGCUCAUUGACAUCAGCCGCAUCCUCGGCAUCACGAACCGAUACCUUGCAGCCGGGGGUGUAAAGGGCGAUUCCCACUUUCCUUGGCACUCGCUAUCUAACCUCUCCAAGAUUCGCCAAGACCUAGACAUCUGGGCUUCUGGCACCGAAGACGUGUUUUCAAGCUUGGACACGUUGUUUGGCCAAGCCGACUCUACGAUUCUUGUUUUGAGCAAGCUCAUCUAUCACCUCAUCCACUGCCUUAUCUAUCGGCCGUUCUUGCCUAUCGACCUUGCCGAGCUCGCCGGGACUGGACAACAUCAAUCAUGGCAGAUUGAAGCGACAAACAUGUGCUUCUUGCACGCGAACGCCAUUUCAGAGCUGGUAGAACUUGGCAAACAAACCGGCACUAUUGAGUGGCCUGCCUUUGUGGGUUACUGUAUUUGCACCGCCGGCACAGUCCACAUCCACGGCGCGCACUACAACAAGAACGGCAGCGGCGAUUCUACCGUGUUUAGUAUGUCCGCCGACUUUCUGUCUAGGGAGAUGCAGCAACUCAGCGAGCUGCGUUACGCCUGGGCGAGCGUGCAGCACCAGAGAGAGACUCUCCAAGGCAUUUACAACGCCCAUUCCGAGCUCGUCAAGAGCCUCGGAAACAAUCCCAUGCGGUAUUCACCGGCAUUCCACCUCGAGGACUUCUUUGAUCGGUACUCGAACAUUGGCGGGCCUGGAGGCCAAACGUUCAAUUUCGACGCGGCAAACUUGAGCCUGUCUGACGUGGUUGUUGAUUUCACCGCGGAUGCGUACACGGGUCAUGACCUCUACGCACCUCGGGCAAACAGUAUGCACGAGAGUGAGCGACCAAACCUGAAGCGCAAGAACACUGCCCCAUCUGGCCGUAAGCGCCCGGAUCCGAAAAUUCUGUCGCCGCUCAGUACGACAAGCAUGGCACCUCCGCAUGGCUUGCCGACACCAUCGCAUGCUCGGCAUUCCUUUUCGCAGGCGACCCCUACAAUGGCCACUCAUCCGUCUCCAGGCCUCCUGGCAACACCCACCUCGUUACCACCGCACCCUGAAGUCAUGGAACAUGCCUCCAUGCCUGUUUCGCACGGACAGUAUGAUGAGGCAGCAGCGAACAACGCAGCAGUGGCCGCAGCGGCGGCUGCCGGCUUCUCUCUUGGACCUCAACACCACCAGCAAGGCAACAUGCCCAACCUGUCAUCAACGCCAUUCUCUCCUCAGUUCAGCUUCGCGACUCCUGUCGCUAGCGGUAACAACGAGGGAGGUGGUAGUUACGAUCCCAUGUUUGGUGGGUUGCCAACCAAUGCAUUCAGCAGCCCUGCCGCGUGGCACGGUGACGAUGGGGGAAACAAAGUGGCAGGGGUGGCCGCGCCCAGCCCAGGGAACAAGAGCAACAACGGUAGUACUGGAACCGGCCCCGGCGAGGAAAAGGACCCGUUCCUCAGCUUGCUAGAGCAACUCGCUGAGAACGAGCAUCAAUUCGCACGUCCAGGUAGCGAGCUCGACUUUUUCUUCAGCGGCACCGGCGCGGCACAGUAA
Molecule: messenger RNA, 2727 nt
Organism: Colletotrichum truncatum
Lineage: Eukaryota; Fungi; Ascomycota; Sordariomycetes; Glomerellales; Glomerellaceae
Source: RefSeq, a predicted model, not a curated record